CAUUCAACAAUGUCAGCUGAUCGUAAUGUCAUUCUGGUGUCAAAACAUUUAUCAUUUUCAUAAAUUCAUAUUUCGUAUCGCAAUUCGCACACCUAAAGUACUCCGUAUCUACUUUUUGUAAUUUUAUUGAUUUUAAUUUAACAUAUCCUGUGAGUUGACUACGUUAGGGAUUGGGUAAUAAGAGUGAUAAGCUGUAACUAUGCCUGUUGCCGAAGUGCGGAGUUUAUUUCAAACAAGAAUAACUGAAAAUCCAGAUCACGGAUUUCAUCCAUUAGACUUUGACCGUACAAAAGAUGAAAAAUAUAUACGUAGAGUCCUUAAACAUUGUUCUGAAGACCCUAAACAAGCUGCUGACAUGCUUUGGGAUAUACUAACUUGGCGGAAAACUGUUGGAGCCAGUGAUAUAAAUGAAUCUAAUAUAAAAAUGGAUUAUGUAGAAGAAGGUAUAAUAUUUCCACAUAGCAGAGAUGUUGAUGGUUCUCUCUUACUCAUAAUAAAAUCCAAAAAGCAUGUCAAGGGUACAAAGGAUUUUGAAGAAAUUAAAAAAAUAAUUAUAUACUGGUUUGAUCGUAUGGAAAGGGAGGAAAAUGGAAAUAAAAUAUCAUUAUUCUUUGAUAUGGAUGGUUGUGGGCUUAGCAAUAUGGACAUGGAACUUAUACAAUAUUUAAUAUCACUUUUCAAGUAUUACUAUCCCAAUUUCUUGAACUACAUAAUUAUUUUUCAAAUGCCAUGGGUUUUAUCAGCUGCAUUUAAAAUUGUCAAGUCGCUUCUGCCUGCCCAAGCAAUUGAAAAAUUAAAAAAUGUUAACAAAGACUCGUUAAAAAAUUUUGUCCACCCUGACCAGGCUUUAACUUGCUGGGGCGGUACAUACAACUAUGUAUAUGAAUUUAUACCAGAAAGUCGUGUUACCCCAGAACAUACGCCUAAAAAGGUCACAUUUGCACAGCAAAAUGAUAUAAAACCGACAGGUGAUAUGCUUAAGAUACAGCCGAGUAAUUUGAUUGUGUUUAAAAAUGAAACUGAUGAUAUAACUGGGCAAUUUAUAAUCACAAACAAUGAUCCUUCUGUUAUAUCUUUUAAGAUUCGGACAACAUCUCCAGAAAAAUUCAGAGUACGGCCAAGUUCAGGUGUUUUAGCUGUGGGAGCAUCCCAAUCAGUCAUGAUUGUGGUUCAACCAGGGUUCCAACUGAAAAACGUGUCCAAAGAUAUGUUUCUCGUUAUGUGUAUGCAAGUACCGAAAACUGAUCUAUCCCAGAAAGAGUUGAGUGAAAUUUGGCAGAAUAAUUCUGGAAACAAAGUUGAUGAAUACCGUCUGAAAUGUCAAUUCCCUAUAAAAGAGGUUAAGAAUGGGAAUGUUCUAGAUAAAGCCGACAAAUAUGAUUCAGUUACAAAUGCUUUGAAUAAUUUGCAGAUAAACUAUGAGAUUUUACACAAACAAGUUGAGAGAAUGAAGAUGUUUCAGUUUUUGACAUUGUUAUUGUCUAUUGUUGCCGUUGUAUUGGGAUACCUGGUGUAUAUGAAUACUUAUGAAGAUAGGUAUUGUGAACAAAUUUAAAUAUUUCUAGAAACAACAAUAUACCACAGACACAACGGUUUUAUAAGCUUUAUAAAUUAAAUAUAUGGCAUCGGGUUAUGGAUCAAGUAUGCCACUUCAAUUGAUAAAUUGGUCUAAAUAUUUUGCCCAGAAACAUCACUAAAUUAAUAUAUUACUGAUGUAGGGUAGUACCUUAUUAUUAUAUUUUAUUAAUAUUAAGAAUUCUGUAUGAAAGUACAAACACAGGAGUACCAUAACAUUUUCUAACUGUAGAUAAAUCACAACACUAUUUAUUAUUCUCUGGGGUUAAGUUUAAGCUAUGGUGUAUAUAUUAAUAAUAGUUAAUUGAAAUUAUGAUUUACAUACAAGAUCAAUAGAAAGGAAUUGAAUAAAGAAAUAUAUAACGUAAACUUUAAGUCAAUCACAUAAAGUUGAUUUUGCUGUUUUAAGGUUUAUUUUACGGAAGUUUUUCAAAAACAACAUGUAAUUUUGUAAUCAUUCAAUCAUUUUUAUUAAGUGUUACCUCCUAUGAAUAAUUUUUGUAUAAGGAAUUGUAAUAUAUACUUUUUAAAAUUUGUCUAGUUCUAAACUAUCACUUCAAUGCGGUAUAACUCGUAUAAACGUCAGUAGACUAGACACGAAUAAUACGUAUAAUCGAAUAGUUAACGUAAUCGAUUGGUAAACUACAGAAUCGGUAAAUGAUGAGUAUUUUGCGUGUAUUUGAAUUCUAAUAAAAUUAAAACCGUAAAAACUUAAACGAAUACUUGACGAGACCAACUUAAA
Messenger RNA from Pieris napi, 2317 nucleotides. RefSeq names its product motile sperm domain-containing protein 2-like. The coding region runs from base 200 to 1555 and encodes 451 amino acids. The transcript is spliced from 2 exons. The record is from RefSeq and is a predicted model, not a curated record. NCBI's taxonomy places the organism in Eukaryota, Metazoa, Arthropoda, Insecta, Lepidoptera, Pieridae.